ACCUCAUUUACCUGUUGACUCCAAUUGAGAUCUGUUCUAAAAAUAGCCACCACUGUUUAGUUGGUCUGUGCACUAUGCUAUGGUAGACAUAUGGAAUGAUCUAGUGUGGAGAGUGCACAGUGUUGUAGCCUAUGAGCGACGUAGAGGACACCGGAAAGGACAACCGCAGGAUCUUGCGAUCAGCUAGAGGCCCGACAGCUCACGUGUCCCUUGGACCGGGAGGUGAUAGGGAACUGUUCCGCCGGCAGAGGGACAGGCAGCAGCAGAGGAGAGCUAGAGCAGCCGAGACCAGCGGGGCACUUGCUAGCGAGGCUAGUGCUAUAGCAGCCAUGGCUACCACAGCCAUGAGCACGUCUGCGCAGCAAACUUCUUCAGCCGGUAGUUCAGGUGCCACUGGGUCAACGGUCGUGCAGAUUGUGAGUCAGUCCACUGGCUUAAUGGUAAGCCAGCCCGCGGUGUUGUCCCCAGAGGAUGUCGCCAUCCAGCAGGCAUCCCUGCAAGAGGCACAGCUACAGCAGGCAUUAGGAAAGAUAAAAAGAGAGAAAGAUAUGAUGAUUAGAAGAAGAGCCAGGAUGCAACAGAGAGGGACAGACAUAGAGGAGUUAGAGAWGAUGGAUCUGACGCAUAUGGAUGAGGAUGUGAAGGUAGUUAGGAGGGCCCUGCUAGGCGUAAUAGAAAUGCAGGAGCAUCAAACUACCAUCCUUCAGGACAUUCAGCAAAGCCUAGCCGUGUUGGCGGGCCGCGCUCAGGCAGCACCAUCACCAGCAGGGCUUGGUGCCUGGCCCGUGCCAUAUCCUUCUCUUUCUGUUCCACCGGUGACUGGGGUAUCCCCAUAUGUAGCCCCUUCAACGGUAGCCAUUGUUUCCCUGGGAAUGCCUCUGUCAAGAGGAGUAACAGCAGGUAGUAGUUUGCAGGUUCCUGUACAGUYAGUGUUCACUCAAAGUCCGUCUCAGGUUGCUGUCACCAUGCAGCCUGUUGUCUCGCAAUCUGUGCUGCCACAGGGCACACAGCUCCAGCAGCCAGCACAGCAACCUGUGUCACCGGGUCCACAGGCCGGAGUGGUGCAGGUGCCGGGACAAAGUCAGUGGGUUCCAAAGACGGCCAUCGCCGCKYCSAAACCCUUUUCAGGGGACAAGAGGGGAGAAGACCUCGACACUUGGUUGAGGGCGGUGCCGGUCUAUGUCCGGUGCAAACUUACCUUACCACACGAAGAAGUGUUUGUGGCUGCCUCCUACCUAGAAGGUAGUGCAACAAGAUGGUUGAGCGGUUUAGUGCAGCUUCAAGGAUUCGGUCAUGACUUCCGCUCUUGGGCAGCCUCCCAGAAACUGGAAGACUUCCUAAAGAUGGUGGAAGAAAGGUGGCAUGAUCCUCAGGAGGCUCAAAGAGCCACUGAUGCGAUCCUGACWSUGCAUACAAGGCAGUUCAARUCAGUAAGGGAGUCCACCGACGCUGUAGAGCGUUUGAUCUGUGUUCCAGGGGUACGCUAUGACCCGCAGGACCCAUUCAUGUCUGAGAUCAUCCGCAGGCUUGAGGCGAAGGACAAACGCACUUCGGCCGAGUUUGAGAUGGCCAACGGAUUGCUUUUCCUCGAGAAGGCAGGGAAUAAGAGGCUGUGUGUUCCAUGUAGUAAGUCUUUGCGUAGUUUGUUUCUAGGAGAAUGUCAUGAUGCCACCGGACAUUUUGGGUUUAAGAAAACCGUAGCAAAUCUGCUGCAACGGUUCUGGUGGCCCUCCAUGAUGAGAGAUGCACAGCUGUACGUGGAGACUUGUCAAGUUUGUCAGAGAGACAAGCCCCGUACUCAGGCACCUCUUGGGCUCCUGAAGCCCCUUCCGAUUCCGGAAAGGCCUGGUGAGAGUUUGUCCAUGGAUUUCAUGGAUACGCUAGUUACCAGCAAGAGUGGUAUGAGACAAAUCUUUGUCAUCGUGGAUAGAUUUAGUAAGUAUGCUAGAUUAGUAGCAAUGCCAGAGACAGCCAAAACGGAGUACGUUAUCAGGUUGUUCAAAGAGAACUGGGUGAGAGAUUUUGGAUUGCCCAAGUCUAUCGUAAGUGACAGAGAUGUCAGAUUUACAAGUGAACUAUGGAAGGCCGCUGCAGCUGAACAGGGAACUCGACUGCAAAUGACUUUUGGAAGCCAUCCAGAAGCGAACGGCCAGGCCGAACAGAUGAACCGCGCUGUUCAACACCUGUUGAGGCAUUACAUUAAGCCCAACCAGGUGGACUGGGACGAGAAACUGGCUCUUGUCGCCAGUCUGUACAAUAACGUUGUACACAGCGCCACCGGGGUAAGUACUAACAGUCUACAUCUUGCCUUUAGGCCUAGACUGCCUUUAGAUUUCCUACUUCCUGAUAACCAGCCAACUGUGACACCGGGUACUUUGGAGUUCGCGUAUCGUUAUGAACAGAAGAUGCAGGAGGCUGUAGAAAAUAUGCAGAAGGCGCAGGCAGCGAUGAUAGAAUCUGAGAAUAAACACCGCCGCCCAUCUACAUUUCAGGUUGGGGACAGAGUCUGGGUUAAGUCCUCAGAACUGGGACAGGAGUUCGAGAUAUCCCGCAAACUCAUGCCUCAGUACUUUGGACCUUGGGAAGUUCUAGAUGUAGUAGGGACAGAUCCUGAUGGUCCAUCUUAUGUCAUCCGUAUCCCUGGUCAUCUCAGAACUCACCCUGUCUUUCACGCCUCAAAGCUCGCCACGUUCGAGGAAACUGAUCAGUUUCCCUCCCGUCGGUCAAUGCUGCCCCCAACCAUGGAUGGAGAAGUCGACAUCGAUAAUAUCGUCGACCACAGAGAGAUACCUGUUCAGAAGCCUCCAGGAAGAGGACGUCCUCCCAAGCCAAAGCUGCAGUUUCGUGUUCACUUCAGACAUCAUACAGAUCCGAAGGAGAACCGCUGGUUUACUCGGGAGGAACUGAUGCAGACCGCCCCUCAGAUCGUUGCCCGCUAUGAGAGGGAUGUUUUGAAAGGAAAGCGCCAGCUGGCGGCAAACUGAUCUUCUCAGAGGACUAACGAAGAUAUGGAGGAGGGAAUGCGAGGCUACGCCCGCUUAGCCCCUACGGGCCUU
This is a messenger RNA of Chara braunii, 3056 nucleotides long. The record is from the annotation of a GenBank genome assembly. Lineage: Eukaryota; Viridiplantae; Streptophyta; Charophyceae; Charales; Characeae.